AUGGCUUCCGGAACUUCAGGGCCUGCAGGGCCUCCUUUGGAUCCCAUUAACCUGAAUGGACCUUCAGAUCGCAGCAAGAGAGUCGCCUAUUUCUACGACUCCGAUGUGGGAAACUAUGCGUAUGUGUCGGGGCAUCCUAUGAAGCCGCAUCGCAUCAGGAUGACGCACAGCUUGGUGAUGAAUUACAGUCUUUACAAGAAGAUGGAGAUCUACCGUGCGAAGCCCGCUUCCAAAUUCGAAAUGACCCAGUUCCAUACCGAUGAAUAUAUCGACUUUCUUUCAAAAGUUACCCCCGACAACAUGGAGGCAUAUGCAAAGGAACAAAGCAAGUACAAUGUUGGUGACGACUGUCCUGUGUUCGACGGGCUGUUUGAGUUCUGUGGCAUCAGCGCUGGCGGUAGUAUGGAGGGUGCCGCCCGUCUCAAUCGGAAUAAAUGCGAUAUCGCCGUGAACUGGGCUGGCGGCCUCCACCACGCUAAGAAAAGCGAAGCUAGUGGUUUCUGCUAUGUGAACGACAUUGUUCUCGGUAUCCUUGAGUUGCUCCGCUUCAAGCAGCGAGUUCUAUACAUUGACAUUGAUGUUCAUCACGGUGAUGGCGUGGAAGAGGCGUUUUACACCACAGACCGCGUGAUGACAGUCUCGUUUCACAAGUACGGCGAGUACUUUCCCGGAACAGGUGAACUGCGUGAUAUUGGAGUUGGACAGGGUAAAUAUUAUGCCGUCAACUUCCCGCUCCGUGAUGGUAUUGAUGAUGUCUCUUACAAGAGCAUCUUCGAGCCUGUCAUUAAGAGCGUAAUGGACUGGUACCGUCCGGAGGCUGUUGUCCUCCAAUGCGGCGGCGACAGUCUUUCGGGUGAUCGCCUAGGAUGCUUCAACCUCAGCAUGCGUGGCCACGCGAACUGCGUCAACUAUGUGAAAAGUUUCAAUCUACCGACGCUGAUCCUCGGAGGUGGUGGUUAUACCAUGCGCAAUGUUGCGCGAACCUGGGCAUUCGAGACUGGUAUACUUGUCGGCGAUAACCUAGGAUCUGAACUUCCUUACAACGACUAUUACGAGUACUUUGCACCUGAUUAUGAGCUGGACGUCCGGCCAUCAAAUAUGGACAACGCCAACACAAGAGAAUACCUAGACAAGAUUCGAACACAAGUUGUCGAGAACCUCAAGCGAACGGCCUUUGCUCCAUCCGUGCAGAUGACUGACGUUCCACGUGAAUCCCUGGUAGACGGCAUGGACGACGAAGCCGAGGCGAUCCUCGACGAUUUGGAUGAGGAUGAAAACAAAGACAAACGUUUCACAAAGCGACGGUUUGAUCAAUAUGUCGAAAAGUCAGGCGAGCUGAGCGAUAGCGAGGAUGAGGAUGAGAACGCUGCAAAUGGCGUCACUCGCAAACCGACUCACCUACAACGACGCAACCAAGCCAACUACCGGCUAGAUCUUGGUGAUUCUGGAGUUGAAAGUGGAAUGGCUACACCACAGGACGCUUCAUCUGUCCCCGAUGAUGAGAUGGACAUUGGCGCCGAUGCGAAGAUGACAGAAGCGCCUGGACCGGAAGCCGAUUCUGAAGCCCAGGGAACGUCUUCCGCUGCCGAGGCUCCAUCCAGAGCGGAGAACAGAUCCACUGACGAGCCAUCCGAGAUGAUUAUCGAUGCGAGAGAACCAGCCCCUACGUCUGUUCCUGUUUCUCGCCCAGACUCUGCAAGACCAGCAGAUGAAGAUACGACCAUGGAAGACGCAGAUGUCCCCGUGCCUGAUAUAAACCAGGAGCAAGCGCCAAUGGUGGACGAGACGCUGCAUAAUAACCCCGCGGAAGAGACACUCGCGUCAGAGAAUGCCGUGCCCGAGCCGACGCCUCAAACAAAAGCAUCCGAUGACAACGGGGGCCCGGAGCAGAAAGAAUCAGAGACUGCGAAGGGGACCGGGCCUACAACGGUGACAACCGAGACCAAAGACAAGGCUCCUGAAGCUCCUCGAAGUGAGGUCACCCACGCGGUGACAGCGGAGCAAGAGACGUCCAAGCCCGAGGAGCCAAGUGCAGAGACUCAGCCCGAAGCCUCGAAGGCGUAA
Molecule: messenger RNA, 2064 nt
Organism: Aspergillus mulundensis
Lineage: Eukaryota; Fungi; Ascomycota; Eurotiomycetes; Eurotiales; Aspergillaceae
Gene: rpdA
Product: histone deacetylase RPD3
Exons: 4
Coding region: 1-2064 (687 amino acids)
Molecular function (GO): histone deacetylase activity
Source: RefSeq, a predicted model, not a curated record